AUGUCCGACGACGAACCCGAUCUCGAGCUUCUGGAUUUGCUCCGCAAGUCACUUGGUAUCGGGCCUGCUGAUCCCAAUGCAGCCCCAGAGACGAAAGUGCUGCAAGAUGCAGAGUACAUUUACAACAACAGCAUCGACGUAGCACUUGACAUGCGGGGAACUAAGAACGCUGCUAUUGCUAUCUGGGAAUCCAUGCAAGAGCGCUCUUACAGCACGAAAACGUGGUCAGAGCACGAACUUCACCCAAAAAGUAAAGACGAAGCUACGGUCAAUUUCAUCUUCAUCAUGGACUUGCUGAACUUCUCAUUCUGGAGUGAGAAAAAUGCCGAGGAGAGAUUUACGGUCGAAUACAAAGAGAAAAGGUGGACAGGGUACUGGAGUUUAGUGGCUGCACUGCAACGAGCACUCGACGAAGAGAUACCCAUCACCUCCCCUGCUUUCUGGGCCAAUGAAGAAGAAUGCACCGAAGAAGUCCUCCGCUCCGUCUUCCGAUCUGUCACAUCUGAAGAAGUCCCCCUGUUCGCCGAGCGCGUCGCCUGCCUACGCGAAGCAGGCGAGAUCCUAGUCGAAGAAUUUGACGGCAGUAUCGUGACGCUUAUCGAGGACGCCAAGAACUCCGCGGCUGGACUAGUCAACUUGCUAGCUGACACCUUCCCGUGCUUCAGAGAUGAGCACAAGUUCGAGAGGCGGCAAGUGAGGUUCCUGAAGCGCGCACAAAUCUUUGUGGCGGAUCUGUGGGCUGCGUUUGAGGGCGAGAGCUACGGCGAGUUCAAUGACAUCGAUAAGAUUACGAUGUUUGCAGACUACCGAAUACCGCAAAUCCUCCACUCUUUCGGCUGCCUGAUCUACUGCCCGCCCCUCGAGUCCCGCAUCCGCCGGCUGGACCCGCUCGAAUGUGGGCACAGCUGGGAGCUGCAGCUACGUGGUUGCAGCAUCUGGAGUGUGGAACUUCUCCGCCGUGAGAUCGUUAGAGACCAUCCGGAGGCGAAAAUAAAUGCCAUUUUGAUAGACUUCUUUUUGUACGACCUGGCGAAAGAGAAAGAAGAUGAGGGCGAGGAGGAGAUACCACAUCAUCGGACCAGGAGUAUUUGGUACUGA
This is a messenger RNA of Mytilinidion resinicola, 1098 nucleotides long. RefSeq lists its product as uncharacterized. The transcript has 4 exons. Bases 1 to 1098 code for a protein of 365 amino acids. Lineage: Eukaryota; Fungi; Ascomycota; Dothideomycetes; Mytilinidiales; Mytilinidiaceae. The record is from RefSeq and is a predicted model, not a curated record.